GCAUUCUUCUCUCCAGUUUCCCUGCCAUUUUGGAUUCCAGAAGCUGACAUGAAAAUCUGUCAGUAAACUGCGGUGAUAAGGUCGCAAGCGCACGUAAUCUUCGACUUCGCAAUUGGACAUCAAGUGAAGCUGCGCUGAAGAAAAGUCUUAAGCCAGCUGUCUGGUGAACUACAGUCACUCUUGAAGUCUUUUGGUUUGAGAUUGUUGUGUGACUUAUGAGGUGAAGCUGCGCUGAAGAAGAGUCUUAAUCCAGUUGUUUGGUGAACUACAGUCACCCUUGAAGUCUUUUGGUUUGAGAUUGUUGUGUGACUUAUGAGGUGAAGCUGCGCUGAAGAACAGUCUUAAUCCAGCUGUUUGGUGAACUACAGUCACCCUUGAAGUCUUUUGUAGUACACGGUGGGAAGUCGCAGCUCAAAAAUCUGUGCGCACUUUUAUGUAAGAAACUGCAAAGGGACCUGUGUUGAUCAGUGGGGUACCAGUUAAGCUACUUUUGAUAUCAAGCAAGCACCUUCGGUGUUGUUGAUCCGAAGACUUUUACCUAUUUAUUCGUCAUCCGAAUCGACCUCGUACGAAACCACAUGAUGGAAUUGAAGGCGAAAGCAACGCUGCAGCUCUUGAUCCUGUUAAUGCUGUUCAUGGGGACGCUCGACUCUCACACCCACAUGGUGACAGCAGUUCGCAGUCCACCUUCCUACUUUGAGGACCAGCCACCCACCGUAGUGUUUCCUCGCACCGCGGUCUUGGAUGGGAGAAGCAACCGUGAUGUUGAGGCUGGAUCGGAGGCUGGUGAUUUGCCACAACCUUUUCCUAUUCAUGUCCACGGGACUUCAUUGCGUAACAAGAAAUAUGAAACUCCACCGAGUCCGAGCUCCAUGCAGCACGGAACCUUGCCCUGAAUGUGGCAGCUCCAUGCUGCUGUCUUCCCUUUGGACGUUUACAUUAUGCUUUUGAUUUGCAGUCGUGAAGUAUCGCAUGGUGUCAUGGACAAUACACGUUACGUCGAUGGACGAGUCAGUGGAAGUCUCUGUCGGUAUCUGCGUUACAGCCGAUAUCCAACAGCAAGCAUACUGGCCAGUUGGAUGUUCAAAUCUGCCGACAAGCUCAAGGAUUACGCGUCCGACGCGGCCUCGCUCGACGGACGGACGUACGAGAAAUCCUCCAAGCUGCUUAGAAUGAGAUUUGUCAACUCCCGGCAGUGCAAGCUGACAGGCCCAGUUGCAGCUGCAGACCAAGAUUGGAAGGGCUGCCUGCUGCUCAGCGUCUACAAGUCGGAAGACACGUUCAUUCGAUUUCUAAUUCUGAUUCUCACCUGUACGGACCUAAUUCUACUCGCGUUUCGUCCUGCAUGGGGUGGACAGGAUUGGUAGUCAUGAUACUCACGUACAUGAUAGCAGUUGAAAUUGACUUUAUUAAUUUAAGUUAUUCAAUUUUUUUACAUGUUUGUUACAUUUGUAUUUAUUUGAACUUAUACCUUAAACAUC
Marchantia polymorpha subsp. ruderalis is the source of this 1481-nucleotide messenger RNA. The record is from the annotation of a GenBank genome assembly. Lineage: Eukaryota; Viridiplantae; Streptophyta; Marchantiopsida; Marchantiales; Marchantiaceae.